This is a messenger RNA of Selaginella moellendorffii, 1496 nucleotides long. RefSeq names its product frataxin, mitochondrial. The coding region runs from base 907 to 1476 and encodes 189 amino acids. Gene Ontology annotation, cellular component: mitochondrion. The transcript is spliced from 6 exons. Lineage: Eukaryota; Viridiplantae; Streptophyta; Lycopodiopsida; Selaginellales; Selaginellaceae. The record is from RefSeq and is a predicted model, not a curated record. Gene Ontology annotation, biological process: intracellular iron ion homeostasis; iron incorporation into metallo-sulfur cluster. Gene Ontology annotation, molecular function: ferrous iron binding; ferroxidase activity; 2 iron, 2 sulfur cluster binding.
GAGCAAGGGAGAGCUUUGGCGCAUUCCAUCGCGGCGCGACGAGCAACCACGAUCCCUGAUCGAUCAUCCUAGGAGGCGGCGCUAGGAUCGGGAGUUAGGGUAGAUUAGGGCCGGCAUUUCUCCCGGAGGAAUGAAGCGCGGCAACAGCCACAGCAGAGCGAGUUUCAGAGUAGCGUGGGACGAGAACAAUCUCGACUAUCUGGAGACGCACAAGACGCCCAAGCAGAAAAUCGACGAGCCAAAGACGCCAUUCCACGCGCCUGGUACGUCGAGAUCUGGCCUUUUGCUCGCGAUCCACCGAAAUAUUUCCCCCUCUUCAGAGAAAUCUUUCUUCUUGGCUUGGCGCAGGAGAUUUGUCGCCGAUUCCCGACGACUCCAAGACGUCCGUGGAUCCCAAUGUCCUCCGCCACGCUCUCGAGAACGUCGCCUCCUCCAGCAGCGAUCACGGAUCUAGCAGCAGUGCUAGCAACGGGAAAUCGAGGCGCAAGAGUUUUGAGGAUGUCCGGCGCGAGCACUACUCCGAGUUUAAGACGUCCAAGAUGCUACUCCAGAAUGUGAAGGAUGAGGAGGAUUUGGAUCUGGACAGGAACCAAUUGGCCGGCGGUGUUAGCGGGAUUAGAAUCGAGGAGAAUAGCCAGGGAUCAUCCAAGUCGAGCUGAGAAGAGCAAGCGAUCUUUUCUUCUCUUUCUCUCUGGGAAGAACACACAGGGACAGGGAAGGAUCCUCUCAUCGGUUUUUUUGCCUCUCUUCUUUCUCUACAUCAUUGGGUGGCCGGGGACCUGGCCAUUUCAUUGUUUGGCCGGGCAGGGGAUUGGGCCACGUGUCCUAUGCCGGAGACGUGGCAGUUUGAUUAGUUUGGCCGGACAGGGGGGGUUGGGCCACGUGGCAAAACCCUAUUUCUAAGCGAUGGUGAAGCUAGCAGCCCGUGUGAUUUCUUCGCUGUUCUCGCGGGCUACUAGUGGGAGAUGGAGGCUCAGUGCAAGUGUUGGGCGCUACUAUCUCAUGGGGAGGACGAGUCGGGGCUGGAAUUCCACCGGGAGCUCUCGCUUGGCGGAGGCGAGAGGAUUUCACUCGGCCGGGGCAUGGUAUGGAGCUCAAGAGGGCUCGAAUGGCACUGCCACAGUCGACUAUAGCUCUCAAUUGCCCGAGAAAGAGUUCCACAGUGUUGCAAACGAGACGCUCCACCGUUUGCAAGAGAAGAUCGACGAAUACGGGGAGAAGCUCGCGAUUGAUGGCUUCGACACUGACUUCGCUGAGGGAGUUCUCACUGUUCGUCUGGGUGAUCUGGGAACUUAUGUUAUCAACAAGCAAACUCCAAACCGGCAAAUCUGGCUCUCAUCUCCUGUGAGUGGCCCGGCGAGAUUCGACUGGCAGGAUUCACAGUGGGUCUAUCGACGCACGAAAGUGGAGCUCCAAAGCUUGCUAGAAAAGGAAUUGAGUGAACUCUUGGGACACUCCAUCGAUCUGGGAGAAUGAAAAGCUCCUUUAAGCCCUAA